UCCUGUGUCGCUUUCACUGGAAGCAGGCGUCUGAUCGGUGAUGCUGCUAAAAACCAAACAUUCAUGAACCCAAAUAACACGUAAAUCUUGCCUAUGUGCUUUAUACACUUUGUCCUAACUUGUGCUUUAUUCUUGAGAGUUUCCAAUGCCAAACGUUUGAUUGGGCGGAAAUUCGACGAUCCUGGAGUUCAGUCUGAUCUCAAUGGAUUCCCCUUCAAAGUCACAGACAAAGGCAACAAGCCCAUCAUUCAAGUCUCUUUUCGUGGGGAGCAGAAGGAAUUUACCCCCGAGGAAAUUUCGUCCAUGGUCCUCACCAAGAUGAAAGAGGUUGCCGAAGCCUAUCUUGGUCAGACCAUUACCAACGCUGUUAUCACUGUCCCCACCUUCUUCAACUACUCGCAGCGACAGGCCACAAAGGGUGCUGGUACUAUUGCGGGUUUGAAGGUCCUUCGGAUCAUCCACGAACCUACCGCUGCUGCUAUCGCCUACCACCUCCGCGAUCCCCACGUGGUCCGGGAUGGAUAUAAUGUCCUCAUUUUCGAUCUUGGAGGCGGCACUGUCAGUGUGUCGCUUUUAACCAUAGACGAGGGUACUACCUUCGAAGUCAAGGCAGUCGCUGGUGAUCCUCACUUGGGCGGUGAAGAUUUCGAUAAUAGUCUCGUCGGCCACUUUGUUCAGGAGUUCAAGCGCAAGCACAAGAAAGACCUCUCGACGAAUGCCCUUGCUCUUCGACGACUACGCACGGCAUGCGAACGCGCCAAGCGUACCCUUUCUUCUGCUGCUCGGGCUUCAAUUGAAAUUGACUCGCUCUACGGGGAUAUCGACUUCUAUACUACCAUAACCCGUGCUCGCUUCGAGGAACUCUGCCAAGGUCUCUUCCGUCGCACCCUCGAACCUGUCCAUAGAGUUCUUCGUGAUUCCCGUAUCCAUAAGUCCAACGUUCAUGAGAUUGUCUUGGCCGGUGGCUCCACUCGUAUCCCUCGUAUCAUCAAGCUCGUCUCGGACUUCUUCGAUGGCAAGGAGCCCAACAAGUUGAUCAACCGUGACGAGGCCGUCGCCGUUGGUGCCGCUGUCCAGGCCGCUAUCCUGUCCGGGGAUACCUCGGAAAAGACUAAGGAUUUUCUCCUCCUUGAUGUUGCUCCUCUUUCCCUUGGUGUCGAUACCUUGGAGGAGGCUCCGGAUUCUCUCCCUGACGGUGCUCCUCUUUCCCUUGGCAUCGAGACCGCCGGCGUCUUCACUCCCCUUAUUAAGCGUAACACGACCGUGCCCACCAAGCGGUCCGAGAUUUUCUCCACGUAUUCCGACAAUCAGCCCGGCGUAUUGAUCAAGGUGUACGAGGGUGAAUGUCCACGCACCAAGGACAACAACCUUCUUGGAAAGUUCGAACUUUCUGGUAUCCCCCCUGCACCACGUGGCGUUCCUCAGAUCGAGGUCACAUUCGAUGUUGAUGCGAAUGGUAUCUUGAUUGUCUCGGCUACCGAUAAGCGGACCGGUAAGUCGAAUCGUAUCACGAUUACCAACGAUAAAGGACAUCUAUCGAAAGAGGAAAUCGACCGCAUGGUAUCUGAGGCUGAGAAGUACAAGCAAGAAGAUGAAGAUGAAGCCGCCCGCAGCUCAGCUAAAAACGGUCUUGAAUCGUACGCUUACAAUUUGCGCAAUUCGAUCCAAGAUGAGAAGCUCGCCGACAAGUUCGGUGCUGCGGAUAAGGAGAAACUUGGGAAGGCGAUCAAGGAGGCGAUCUCGUGGUUGGAUGUUUCGCAGGAGGCCAGCACGGAGGAGUACGAGGAGAGGCAGAAGGAGCUUGAGCAGAUUGCGAAUCCGAUCAUGCGGAAGUUGUACAGUGGUGCUGGCGGCUUCUUUGGUGCUGGCGGCUUCCUAGGUGGUGCUCCAGGCGGUUUCCCUGGGCCUGGAGCCGAUGAUGGUCCGAGCGUUGAGGAAGUUGAUUGACAGCAUACUCACCUGGCUGCUUUCGUUCCUCGCAUCACGAAUAUUCCCUAUCCUCGUUGCAAACAUCCAUUUCUCAUUCCCCCUCCCACACAUCACAAUAACCCCUUCAUACCUGAUGCUCCUUAUUAUACAAUUGUUGGGAGAGAAAGAAAAACAAUUAUUUAGAUUCUGGUUUAUGAAGAUCCCCACG
Messenger RNA from Cantharellus anzutake, 2137 nucleotides. Its product is annotated as heat shock protein SSA1. Gene Ontology annotation, biological process: cellular response to unfolded protein; protein refolding; vesicle-mediated transport. Gene Ontology annotation, molecular function: heat shock protein binding; ATP binding; misfolded protein binding. The coding region runs from base 94 to 1947 and encodes 617 amino acids. The transcript is spliced from 2 exons. The record is from RefSeq and is a predicted model, not a curated record. Gene Ontology annotation, cellular component: cytoplasm; cytosol; plasma membrane. Lineage: Eukaryota; Fungi; Basidiomycota; Agaricomycetes; Cantharellales; Hydnaceae.